AUGUGACCCAUAAUAUCGAAGAUGGCAACGAAAAGUGACAGGAAACGUAAAGUGGCCGAGAAACCGGCACACGAGAGCACAGCUUUUUAUCAGUGGACUAUAAAUCUUUUGGGUCUUGGUAUUGGUUGUUUCCAUCGGUGGCAUGUAUCCACGCUGUUCGAAAAUGAUCGACACUUCUCUCAUCUUUCGGAAAUCGAACGAGAAAUGUCUUUCAGAACUGAGAUGGGGAUGUAUUACUCCUAUUAUAAGACCAUCGCUGAGUCCAAAACUUUUUUCGACGGGAUGAACAAGCUCAGUCGCGACAAUUUAUCAGAGUACAAUAAUGUCAUUGAUGCCACUAGAAAAUAUAGUCUUUUACCUGAGAUUAUAGCAGGUUUCCUCUAUCAUAUUACAAAGAAUCUUGGUCUCAUAUCUUACAAUAAGGCACAAUGCUGGCAGAUAGAAAGAGGAGAUGGUCUGCCACCUAUAACUAGCUGUGAAGGUCUGGGUAUACCUGUAUACUUCUAUUUAGAAAUAGUCUGGUUUACUACAGUAGUCACUGCAGCAGUACUUUUUUACUAUGCAACGUACUUGAGUAAUUCCAUUUGCGGUGGAUUUAUAACGAUUUUAUUAUUCUUUUUUAACCAUAACGAAUGCACUCGCGUUCAAUGGACCCCGCCAUUACGAGAAACUUUCGCGUAUCCUAUGUUACUUUUUCAAAUGUAUAGUGUUACUAUGGCUAUCAGAAAAUAUACAAAACACGAUGCAGAUAAGGUACCAACCUCGUUAAGGAACAGAACCAGACAAGGAUUAUUCAUGGAUAUAUUUGGCUCGACAAUUUGUAGCUUGUGCACAUGGCAAUUUUCUCAUUUCGUUUUCACUACGCAAAUUAUAGCCAUUCUUAUACUAAAAUGGUUGAAGAUCGUUCCGUACGAAUUCUACAAAAAUUUUUGUAUGGCGCAUGCUUUAGCAAUCGUAGCGUCAACUAAAAUAACAAACGGAGCUCUUAUAAUUUGUUCACUCUACACGUGUAUUCUAAUCAGCAGUAAUGCGGCCAAUUUUAUAAUGAAAUUGUCCCGAUUUCAGAACAUCAAACGAGAAAUUAUUUUUGAAAUUGCUAUAACAAUAACGCUUACAAAGUCGAUAAAAUCCUACAUUCUAUAUUCCCAAGAUGACACCCACGUGUUUAAUAUAUUAAAGUCUAAAUUAACGAAUUAUAGAGAUUUCCACACUAUGCUUUACACGUGUUCCGCAGAAUUCGAUUUUCUGCAAUAUAAGACUUACGAUGCGAUUAUUAAGACUUUAUUACUGCCGAUAGCGAUACUCGUUGGAAUGCUUAUAUUGUAUUACUGGUAUAGAAAUUUUAAGACGAGCAAUUAUCCAUUUUGCAUUGAGGCUGAUGUGGCAUAUAAUGGCCUACAGACUGGCGCCUUUAUAAUCAUGGCCAUUUUUAUUAUGAGAUUAAAGCUAUUUAUGACACCACAUCUUUGCAUAAUAGCUGGUGCUGUGUGUAGCAAACGAUAUCUUGAAAAAAUCGGCUUGAAAGGUGAACUCAUGCGACUUGCUAUUGUUGUGCUUUUAUUGGGUGGCAUGUCGUACCACGGUGUCGACAGAUUUCAAGAGGAACGCGGAUUUAUAGGUGAAUACAGUAAUAUCGAACAAGAAGAAUUAUUUGAAUGGAUAAAAAGUAAUACACCGGAACAUGCUGUAUUUGCAGGGAAAAUGUCGUUGAUGGCGAAUUUGAUGCUCUCCACUAAGAGACCAAUCGUUAACAAUCCUUACUAUGAGAGUAAAGAAAUGAGAGACAGAACUAUGAAAGUUUAUGAGAUUUUUAGUCGAAAAGAUGCUGCCUCUGUUUACACCUCUUUAAGAAGCAUGAAAGUUAGUUACGUCGUAUUAGAGGAACCAUUGUGCCUUGGAUUCGCAAACGUGCCGCGAGGAUGUCAAAUGAUCGAUUUAUGGGACGUGACUGAUAAUGGAGCGGCGAAAAUGGCGAACAAAUCGCCUCUGUGUCCUCUUUUAUUCAAAGGAAACGCACAUCCAUUCAGAAGAGCGUUCGUUAACAAUAAUUUCGUCGUAUUGCAAUUGGAUUAUUCGCAUUACGUAGAAUUUAAACCAAAGACUUCUAUGCCAUUGCAUUAUCAGUUUUAG
Messenger RNA from Atta colombica, 2130 nucleotides. Its product is annotated as probable C-mannosyltransferase DPY19L1. The record is from RefSeq and is a predicted model, not a curated record. Gene Ontology annotation, molecular function: mannosyltransferase activity. Lineage: Eukaryota; Metazoa; Arthropoda; Insecta; Hymenoptera; Formicidae. The transcript has 9 exons. Gene Ontology annotation, cellular component: nuclear inner membrane.